AUGGAGGUGCAUUGCAAUGAAGACAGUAUCAACAUUGUUCUGGAGAGGUCUGCUGACCUCACACUCUAUGAGGAUGACCUGAGGCUUGGCCAUUCAAACUGCACACUGCAUUCAAACGGGACGCACCUCCUGGCAAACAUAUCCCUCAAUGCCUGUCACACUCAGCGAAAGGACGACGGCAUUUAUCUGAUCUACUGGAACAAGAUUGUAUCAAUGAACAGUAGUGGAGCCCAGCAACCUGAUGUGGACAUUGACAUCGUCUGCAAGUACCUCAAACCACCAUCUUACAAACGACCAGUCAGCUUUACGAUGAAAGGCUUUGGCACAUUCACCUACCAGUUUGAGUUCUUUGAGUCAGGGGCAUUCACACAGCAGAAGGACAUAGACUCCUACCCACUGGAGUUCAACGUAGGAGAGAUGAUGUACAUGCAGAUUGAGUCCAUCACUGCCACGCUGAACACUGAACUGUUUGCUGAAUCCUGUUGGGCCACUCCAACAGCCAAUCGCCAUGAUCAUUUGUCCCACUCCAUCAUUGAAAAUGGAUGCAAGGUAGAUGAGACCCUGCAUAUGUACACACACCGCCAGUCCAAGGUCCAAUUCUCAAUGGAGGCUUUCAAGUUCAAGGAAUAUAAUGACCAGAUUUUCAUCAGUUGCGCAGUCAUCCUCUGCAAGGCUGGUAUGCCUGACAGCAGGUGUGCUCAGGGUUGCAGUAGCCAUGACACCGUCUCGGAACACAAACACAGAAUCGUGGCACGGGACACCUCAGCCCAGACGUCUGGCCAUGUCAUCUCCCAGGGGCCUCUGCAUGUCAGACAUAGUGUGUCAAGCUCCGGUAAUGUCCAAAUGCCUUAA
Molecule: messenger RNA, 852 nt
Organism: Alosa sapidissima (American shad)
Lineage: Eukaryota; Metazoa; Chordata; Actinopteri; Clupeiformes; Clupeidae
Product: ZP domain-containing protein-like
Exons: 4
Coding region: 1-852 (283 amino acids)
Source: RefSeq, a predicted model, not a curated record